UGCUGCAGGAUGUUCAACUUGGCAGGCUCCAGCCCCUUCAUGGCAUAUACAGUCCACAACCUCUGGUACUUGGCCGUCAGCCAGCAGCCGGCUCCUGUAGUCCUUGGAGGCCAGCAGCAGCCCCAGGCUGGCAACUUUCCCACUGGGUGGUGGUGGAACAGAACGCCUCCCACGAGUAGCCUCCUGGAACAGCGCUUUCCCCCGCUCCCGGCAGCGAACAUCCCCGGUCCACAGCCUCUCCUUGCUCUCAAGAACGGUACACCAAUGCAAAAUAACAAACCAUCUACUGAAACCAAGAAGGCAGUGGUGGUGGCGGCUUUGCAGCCAAUUAUGUCAGAACAAGAUCAGACAGAUGACAUGAAAACUAGCAUGGAGGAGUUUUCAGUGCCAGUCCCAGCUUGUGCGGGUGAGGAAGACUCCACUGCUGAAGUGAGAGGUGAGGUGAGCGAGGGCAGCCCCGUGGUAAGCAGCGGACUGCUGAGUGCUUCAGGGAAAGUGGCUGACGGAAGAAAUGAGAUGUGGUCUGAGGGACGAUAUGACUACGAAAGACUUCCCCGAGAACGAGUACCUCCUCGGAGUCAUUCCAGUGAUGGCUACCAUAGAGUAGUUAAUAUUGUGCCAAAGAAAUCACCACUGCUAGAAAAGAAACCACCACUGCUAGAAAAGAAACCACCACUGCUAGAAAAGAAACCACCACUGCUAGAAAAGAAACCACCACUGCUAGAAAAGAAACCACCACUGCUAGACAGACCUGGUGAAGGAAGCUACAGUAGAUAUUACAGUCAUGUUGGUUAUCGAGACUAUGACGAGGGCCGCAGUUUUUCUCAUGAUCGAAGAAGUGGUCCAUCUCACAGAGGAGAUGAAUCUGGCUAUCGAUGGUCAAGAGACGAUCAUUCUGCAAGCCGCCAGAGUGAUUACAGGGACAUGAGAGAUGGCUUUAGACGAAGAAGUUUCUACUCUUCCCAUUAUACAAGAGACCGGUCUCCUCAUACAAGGGAGCUUCCUUUUUUCCGAGAAUCACCUGUAGGCCGAAAGGACUCUCCACACAGCAGAUCUGGCUCCAGUGUCAGUAGCAGAAGCUAUUCUCCAGACCGAAGCAAGGCGUACUCUUUCCACCAGUCUCAGCAUAGAAAGCCUGCGCGUGCCAGUGCCUCCUACAAACGGCAGGAUGAAGGAAAGCCAGAAAGAGGUAAAGAGCGACCUGUCCCAUCUAUGAAAACAUCAAGAGAUACCUCACCUUCAAGUUCUCCAGCAGGUCCUUCAUCAAAGGCAUUAGAUAAACCCAGCAGGCUGACUGAAAAGGAGCUUGCUGAGGCUGCAAGCAAGUGGGCUGCGGAAAAGCUCGAGAAGUCUGAGGAGACUAAUGUGCCUGGGAUUUCUGAGUUCCAGGUGCAGUCUGGGCCCCUGAAAAGUCUGUGCGUCCCUACUGUGUGGAACCAGGCAGGAAGCAGUCCUCCCCUGGAGCUCGAGAAGCUGGCAGUACAGUCUCUCCCAGGAAUGAGCAGCACUAAGAAAAAGAUGGAUCCCCGACCCUCUACGACACAUUCUUCAGGACCUACCUGGGGAGACAUUAAGAAGCUUACUUACCACGCUGAACAAACUCUCAAAUUCACAGGAGCCCCCUUCAGUCCUGAAAACUUGUUUCUUCCAAUGAUAGAGCAGAUCACAUCCAAUUCCAAGGCUACAAAGGAUGUAAUCAGAUGGAGGAACCCUGCCAUCAAGAUUUAUUAACACUGCUGGUGUAGGAGGAACUCUGGGAGACACUGAAGUAUUCCCGUCUGCUCCCACUCCGGGGUGCCCACUGGAGGUGGCCUAGAAUUGGGAGGACCCCGUGUAAACAAACCACCAAUCUUGCUAUUACCCCAGUCCUACAGUUUGACUCUAGAAAAUUGGGAACUUCACAAUUUCGGAGUGCUGAUGUCUAACUCUGCCUGGGUCUCUGCUAACCUUUAAUUAUAGCAGUGCCUCACCUUAUGGAAUCCUGGGCUCACUGGAUCUUUACUUUUUGCCUCUCCUUGGGCACUUAUCUUUCUCCUCUCAGAGAAUCGGCAUGUAGCUAUCUUGUUUUUCCUGAAAAUUGUUAUAUUUAGCAAUUGUCAGCCCAUAAGUAAGCUCUUCACAUGUGUUAUCAAUGACUCCUCUGAUCAUAUAAGAUUUGUACUCCCGGGGGCUGGGGGUUUUGCUCAGCGGCAUAAGCGCCUGCCUUAAAAGCCUUAAAAGUCAUGAGUUCGAUCUCCGGUACCGAUUAAAAGGAAAAAGACAAAAAAAAAAAAAAAAAAUUUGUACCCCUCACCCAUAUAUUUUAGUCCUUACUAAAGAAGAAUCUACAUUUGCAGAAGACAGUGCUUUCAGCCACUAUCAUCGACCUCUUAAGGCCCUUAAUGUUACCUUACUAGUGUGGCUCAUUCUGUGUGUCACUGGCUCUAAUAUUUCUCAUAUUGUGGUUUAAUAUUGCUCACAUGGUGGUAUUCAUACAAUGAGCUGAAGCUUGACUCCCCACCAGUCUCACGAAAGAAUGGACUGGAAGCUCUGCCCUUGAACAAGUCAUCUCAGCACUUGAGCAUAACAGACAAAAAUGUUUUCUUGUUAUUCUGACUCUGGCUACUAUUGCAGUCAUAGCACUAGCAGCUACAGUGGCGACCACAGCAGUCACCUUGACCCAUUCCACACAAACUGUCCAAACCAGGAACAGCUACUUUCAAAACAUGACUUCUGAAUUGCUGACACUGAACAGCACUGGCCAAGAAAUCUUACGACACCCUGAUGCUUUUGAGGCUGCUGUUGGAUGGCUCACAGCACCAGCAGGCUCUCUGGAUGUGCACUCGCCUUAGGUGUGAUGCAGGAUAUUUAUCUAUGUACAUUACACUCAUGCCUUUAAGAGCUCUGACUCCUGGAAUGAGACCCAAGGCAACACACAGAUCUUCGUGGGGUGAUUUCCUAUCUCCAUAGUCGACUGAAGGGCCAGCUUCACAGUCUUCAAAUGGAAGCUCACAAUAUCACUUUGGACUGUCUUAAUGAUGUUGUCUGUGACUCAGAACCCCCCAAAACUGGCUGUCUGGCCUCAACCUCCAAACAGUGGUACCUUGGUUCACUAACUUCUUUCUAUGACUUUCCUCCCAGAGUUCCAUUGCAUCCAGGAUCAUGGAACAAAUUCUGAGUUCUUGAACUGAGGUACCACUAUAUCUGCAUACUUAUUGCUGCAGAAUAAUAUUUUUGUAGUGUUUCUUACAGUCCUUGAAGCUGUCUGUGUGCUGUUGCAGUGAAUGCAUUGUGCUGACACCAUGAUGACUUUCCUGUAGCUCAGUACCUUUCCACACUGCAUUCCUCUUCUCUGCUCCAGUCCCUAGUGCUUAACAUAAAAAAGGGGGCUAAAUAUGUCACUUGGUUGGAGGAAAGAGUGAUUAUAAUCAUGAAGGGGCCUACGGGAAAAGCUUGCGUACUCUGCAGUGUAUGAUUAAGGGUCAGAGAAGCAUAAUGGAUUCCAUCUUUGUCCUUCCAAAUGCCUGAUAAGUUGCUUAGAUUAACUUAAGAAAUAAUUCACAGCAGACUUUCUUAUUCCUUGAUUAUCAGGCUGCUUUUCUUCCUGUUUUUCACUGGAACAAAAGUCAGAAAGUUCUAGGUUUAGCACUGCUCGCUUGCAAAUGCCCUUGUGUUGGGUCCUCUCAGUGUUCAGAGCAAGUGUCUGCAAGAAAACUUUUUAUUCUCUGUACUGUCACCUUCGCACAUGGUAACAGGUGUUGAAGCAUUCACAGUGUGUCCCCAGCAUCAUCCUCUCUUUCAUGUUUUCUUAUUGGGAAUCCUGCUUUAAUCAUUUUCCCACAGUUAGGGCUACCCAGAGACAUCUGUGGCAUGGAUGUAUAUAUUUCUGUCCUUAACCACCCUUCUGUCUUUGGUGACACAGUUGAUGGUACAUUAAUAGGGAAUGACCUCUUGGCUAUGAAAUUAUUUCAGUAUUCAAUUAUCUCUCAAGUCUUCGUGUUUGUAUUUGUGCCUUUUUGAGACAAGCUCUAUUGUCUAUGUUGUCCUGGAACUCACUGUGUAGCCCAGGCUGGCCUAUAGCAUGUGUUCCUGCUGUCUCAGCCUCCCGACUAUAGGCCUGUGCCCUCAUCCCCUGGAAAACUACUAGUGGUUAUUCUGUUUUGUGGGAAUGUUUUCUCUAAUGAUUUCAAGAAUUUCUUAAGUCACAGAAGCAAGGCAAUUUAACUUCUAAAAUGAAUUCUUUUCCUGUGUUCCUUUUAUUCUAUGUGUGCACACUUUCACUUGCACUUAGAGUUUGUCUCCCAUGUGUUCCAGAUUAAGAGUGCUAAGAAAUAGUUUCGUGGUAAAAGGUUCUCACUUUGUUACUUGUUUUUUUUUUGUACUGGGAAUUAAACUCAGGACCUUGUACUUGCCAAGUAGGUGCUUGUGUCAUUGAGUUAUGUUCCCAGCCCUCAUUGUGUCUAAAUACAGACUGAUGUAUAAUCGUAUAAUUUUGGAGUGCAAUAAGUCUAGUGGUUGUAUUUUACCUAAACUUUUAAAAGUAGUAGUCAUUCAUUGCUUUUUAAAUCCUCUUCAUAUGUGAUCAUUGUACAUAAAGGUAUUAAAUGUUUUCUUAAAACAGGUUAAACCUAAUACUUUCUUAACGUACCAUCUGAAAUAUUUUGUGUCCUUUAAGAAAGUGAGUAAAGAUUUGGAACAUUUUUUCAAGGUGGGACCUACAACACAGUUAUUCAUUGAGAAUCCAGAGGAGACAGAUACCAAUGCAACCGACAGCACGGAA
Molecule: messenger RNA, 4759 nt
Organism: Cavia porcellus (domestic guinea pig)
Lineage: Eukaryota; Metazoa; Chordata; Mammalia; Rodentia; Caviidae
Gene: Pphln1
Product: periphilin 1
Exons: 11
Coding region: 10-1731 (573 amino acids)
Biological process (GO): negative regulation of gene expression, epigenetic; protein localization to heterochromatin; negative regulation of DNA-templated transcription
Cellular component (GO): nucleoplasm
Source: RefSeq, a predicted model, not a curated record